This is a messenger RNA of Condylostylus longicornis, 1014 nucleotides long. RefSeq lists its product as uncharacterized. Lineage: Eukaryota; Metazoa; Arthropoda; Insecta; Diptera; Dolichopodidae. The transcript is spliced from 2 exons. The record is from RefSeq and is a predicted model, not a curated record. The coding region runs from base 1 to 1014 and encodes 337 amino acids.
AUGGAGCUGCUUCUAAACCCCGUGGGGUUGCAAGAAGCGCUAGCGGAGGCCCUAGCAAAAGCAAUGCUGGCAGUACAGAUGCCACUACCACCAAGCAUGUUGGAAGUAGUGGUAAAGGCAUCGCUGGAGGUGUUAGAAAAGCACACCCAGCAAAUACAAACAGAAGCACUGCAAAGAAAACAACAAACACCACAGCAACAAACACCACAGCAACAAACACCACAGCAACAAACACCACAGCAACAAACACCACAGCAACAAACACCACAGCAACAAACACCACAGCAACAAACACCACAGCAACAAACACCACAGCAACAAACACCACAGCAACAAACACCACAGCAACAAACACCACAGCAACAAACACCACAGCAACAAACACCACAGCAACAAACACCACAGCAACAAACACCACAGCAACAAACACCACAGCAACAAACACCACAGCAACAAACACCACAGCAACAAACACCACAGCAACAAACACCACAGCAACAAACACCACAGCAACAAACUCCACAGCAACAAACACCACAGCAACAAACACCACAGCAACAAACACCACAGCAACAAACACCACAGCAACAAACACCACAGCAACAAACACCACAGCAACAAACACCACAGCACAGAGCCACACAACCCCAAGCACCACAACAACCAACACAAACACAGAAAAGAAAAACUUACGCCCAAGCACUGUUUCAGAAAAAAGAUGCCGUGCAGGUAGCGGACGCCCCACUACUAGAGAAACCACAAACCAGCCACGACCACACAUCACCAGCAAGCAAGUUUGUGCGCCAAGCAACUCCCCUAAGAGAAGCGAGGUCGGUCACACUUGCAGCCUUCUGGAUCAUCGACACCCCAGACGCGAAGGAAGUCUCCUACAAAGAUUGGAGAUCUAACCUUUACGAACAGGGGGCACUAGCGAGGUCGAUCAUAGAGCUGCGACAACCCAUUGAGAAACGUCUUGGAGGUGAUCACCACGUGAGCCGUAAAGUUAUAGGAUAG